This is a messenger RNA of Dictyostelium discoideum AX4, 750 nucleotides long. RefSeq lists its product as hypothetical. The transcript is spliced from 2 exons. Bases 1 to 750 code for a protein of 249 amino acids. NCBI's taxonomy places the organism in Eukaryota, Evosea, Eumycetozoa, Dictyosteliales, Dictyosteliaceae. The record is from RefSeq and is a predicted model, not a curated record.
AUGACAAAUUUUAUUAUAAAUCAAAGUAAACAAAGCUUAAUAUUAACAACAUCAAUAUUAGGAUGUGCAGUUGGAUUAGGUUAUUAUUUAACAAAUUAUUAUAAACAAUCUGAUGAAUGGAAACAAGAAAAUUUUUAUAAAAAAUCAAUUCAAACUCAUAUUAUAAAUAAAAUUAAUGAAAAUAGUAAUAAUGAUAAUAAUAAUAAUAAUAAUAAAGUGAUCAAUAUAAUCAUUACCUAUAGUUUAAAUAUACCAAUUGAUGUUGUAAAAAGAACAGCAAAAUACAUUUACAAUAAUAUCAAUAAUGAAAACUUAAAAGUCAAUUUAUUUUCAAUUGAAUAUUCAGAGAUUGAACAUUUUAAUGACUUGAAAGAGAAAUCAAAAUUUGAUGCCAUCAUAGCAAUUGAUGAAUCAAGUAACUCAUCAGUCAAUAAUCAAUCCUCUCUUUCAAAUUCAAACCUUAAAAAAUUUAAUAAAAUCUCUGUAUUAUUAAAACCAUCUUCUCCUUUCUUAACUUUUUAUUAUCAAAAACAACAAAUACAACAAUCUAAAAUAGAAGAAUCAUUUAUUGAAAAUGAAAUUGUUAGAUGGAAUUCAAAUAAUAUUUUUGAAAAUAAAAUGUUUUAUGAAUUGUGUGGUUUUAAUGUUGAAUCAAUCACAGAUGAAACUCUAUCGAAAUCUUCAUUAUGUUUAGUUGUUUCAAAAUCACCUGAUUGGUUAAUAAACAGUAGAGAUAACCUUUCUCUCUAA